Messenger RNA from Eruca vesicaria subsp. sativa (arugula), 1924 nucleotides. Lineage: Eukaryota; Viridiplantae; Streptophyta; Magnoliopsida; Brassicales; Brassicaceae. The record is from the annotation of a GenBank genome assembly.
GUCUCUGUCUCUCCUCUUCCUUCUCCAGCGAAGUUUUCUUCCACCGAUGGAUUCCAUUGCUGGAUUCGGCAGUUCUUAUGAAAUUAGCAGCAGCACUACCUUCUUCGCCGCACCUACGGAUCACACCGACUCAUCUAUUCUUUAUCACACACCCGAUGUAUCAGCGCUGCAACGUCUCUCCAACAGCCUCGAGUCCGUCUUCGACUCCCCUGAAUCUUUCUACAGCGACGCCAAGCUUGUUCUCUCCUGCGGACGUGAAGUACCCUUCCACCGUGUCCUUCUCGCAGCGAGGAGCCCCUUCUUCCGUACCGCGCUGACCACCGCCGGCGUGAAGCUCGAGCUGAAGAACAUCGCCAAGGAUCACGUCGUCGGCAUUGACUCGGUGGUCGCCGUUUUAGCAUACAUCUACACCGGCAGAGUGAAACCCCCGCCAAAGGGAGUCUCCGAAUGCGCAGACGAGGGUUGCCGCCACGUGUCCUGCCGUCCCGCGGUGGAUUUCAUGGUGGAGGUUAUGUACUUAGCUUCCGUCUUCGAGAUUCAAGAACUCGUUACGCUCUAUCAGAGGCAUUUACUUGACGUUGUCGACAAAGUUGUAGUAGAUGACAUAUUGCUCGUACUCAAACUUUCUAACAUCUGUGGUGAAGCUUGCAAGAAGCUAACAGAAAGAUGCGUAGAUAUUAUUGUCAUGUCUGACGUCGAUUUAGUUACUCUUGACAAGUCCUUGCCGCAACACAUUGUCAAUGAGAUAGUUAAAGUUCGUGAAGAUCUCGGCUAUGAGGUGGCUGAGACAGAGAAACAUGUGUUGAAUAUAUACAAGGCACUUGACUCUGACGAUGUCGAGCUUGUCAAGAUGCUUUUGACUGAGGGCCACACUAACCUUGAUGAUGCCUACGCUCUUCAUUUCGCUGUUAAGUAUUGCGAUGUUAAGACCGCGAAUAAUCUCCUUGACCUAAACCUUGCCGAUGUCAACCUUAGGAAUCCAAGGGGAUACACGGUGCUUCAUGUCGCUGCCAUGCGCAAGGAGCCUGAUCUGAUACUAUCUUUAUUGACAAAAGGGUCACGUGCAUCGGAAAUGUCUUGGGAAGGUAAAACGGCUCUCUUGAUUGCGAAACAAGUCACUAUGGCGGCUGAGUAUAAUAAUCUUGCGGAGCAAUGUAAGCCUUCUCUCAAAGGUAGGCUAUGCGUAGAGAUACUAGAGCAAGCGGACAAAGGGGAUCCGUUUCCUAGAGAUAUUUCUCCCUCUCUUGUAAUGGCGGACCAUGACCUGAGGAUGAGGCUGCUCGAUCUUGAAAACAGAGUUGCACUUGCAAAACGUCUCUUCCCAACGGAGGCACAAGUUGCAAUGAAUAUUGCCCAAGUGAAGGGAACAUCCGAGUUCAUGGUGUCUAGCCUCAAGCCUAAUCGUCCCGCUGGUGCAAAGAGGACAUCACCGGAUCCAGAGAUAGCACCUUUUAAAAUCCUAGAAGAGCAUCAAAGCAGAUUAAAAGCACUAUCCAGAACCGUGGAACUGGGGAAGCGCUACUUCCCACGCUGUUCGGCAGUACUUGAUCAGAUUAUGGACUGUGAUGACUUGACUCAACUGGCUUGCGGAGAUGAAGAAGACACUCCUGAGAAAAGAGUACAAAAGAAGCAGAGGUACAUGGAAAUACAGGAGAUUGUGAAGAAGGCUUUUACUGAGGACAAGGAGGAACAUGGGAAAUCGUCUCUCUCAGCUUCGUCUUCUUCCACGUCGAAAUCAAUAGCUGUAAAGAGGUCUAAACUCUCCCAUCGGCGUCGGAAUCAAUAGCUGUAAAGGGUAUUAUUUUACUGUACCAUAUAUUAUUCUGUUUCAUGAUUGUUUACUCUCCUGUGUUUUUUAGAUGAAGGUGUGUCAAAAAAAAUAUGAUGUAACUUUUGAACCAGUGGUAAUCAGAUUUGUGAUCUA